This is a messenger RNA of Macrobrachium nipponense, 516 nucleotides long. RefSeq names its product cuticle protein 8-like. NCBI's taxonomy places the organism in Eukaryota, Metazoa, Arthropoda, Malacostraca, Decapoda, Palaemonidae. Gene Ontology annotation, cellular component: extracellular matrix. The record is from RefSeq and is a predicted model, not a curated record. The transcript has 4 exons. Bases 51 to 413 code for a protein of 120 amino acids.
AUUUCUUCACAUCCUUCUCAACUAAGAACAUCACUUCCAUUCCAAUCAAAAUGAUCCAGAGGGUCGCUUUAGUAGCCGUGCUUGUAGGGCUCGCCAUCGCUGCUCCUUCCGAUCCCUACGGAGCUCCACAUGGCUACAACCAACUUAUGCCCUACCAGUUUAGCUAUGGUGUAAAAGAUGACUACGCAGGGACUGAUUUUGGACAGACAGAGGAAUCCGACGGCAAAGCAGUUAAGGGCUCCUACACUGUCCAACUUCCUGAUGGUCGCAAACAGACGGUUAACUACGUUGCCGACCACUACAACGGUUUCCAAGCCGACGUCAGCUAUUACGGAGAAGCUCAGUACCCCCACCAGUAUGGACCCCCCAUCACCUUCAGACCCGCCUACAAACCCCAACCAUCCUACCACUAAAAAACAAUGACCUUUGCGAGUUAAGGGAACUGAAGCAAUUCACCAAGGGCUAGUCGCACACCUGUACAGUUUUAUUAAUAAACAGUUUUUGUUGCUUAUUAAA